Molecule: messenger RNA, 967 nt
Organism: Rotaria sordida
Lineage: Eukaryota; Metazoa; Rotifera; Eurotatoria; Philodinida; Philodinidae
Source: the annotation of a GenBank genome assembly
AAUUUCAAUAUCACUUUGUAACAAAGUGUCUUGUUCUGUAAGGUCUAUAACUAUACAAUAGUAUCAUGAGCUGUCAUCACUCAUUCAUUAGUAUUCAAUGUUGAUUGACAUUAGAGAACAAGAAGCUUUUCUAUCGGUGUCAGUCGUUUGAUAAAGGCAGUCUACUAUGUUAUUCUAUAAAUGUCAUAAUCAAAUAGUUUAUGAUGUUAAUAGACAAGAUACACUGUAUAGACAUUAACGUAAUAAAAAUCUAUGUUAUGUUUGUUAGUUUUUGGAAGUAAUUAUAAUUCUAAAAACUUUUUGAAUGCAUUACAUAUCAUAUUGAGUUUAUCUUGAAAUAUUUAUUUAUACAGAUAAUAAAUUUCUUAAAAUUAUCUUCCAUGUGUUCGAUUUCCCAAGAUUAUCAUUUUUUGUAAUUUUCUUUUUAUUGUUUUUUUUGUUAAACAUUGAAUGAUAUCUAAUUCUUGAAGUAUUUUUUUUUUACGGAAAAAAAAGAAAGUCUAAUGGGAUCAAAUCUCAAGAUUAUUAUCUUGUAUUGUUUCGUUUUUUUUUUGCCUUGAUGAUACAUUUGAACUUUAAAUUAAUUAAUAUUCUAUUUUAUACAAUAAGAUAAUUGAAAUCUAAAUGAAAUUAAACAAAGAUUAAUUUAUAAAAUAGAGGUCAAUCUCCGGCUGAUGCGGAAGUCAAUUAUCUUCGUGUUGUUAGUUCAUUAGAUAUGUAUGGUGUAGAAUUACACAAAGCAUCUGUUAAAGUAUCGAAUAUAAAUGAUAAUGUAAAUAAUUCAAUUGUUGAAUUAUAUGUUGGUGUUUGUGCUAUUGGUAUAUCUGUUUUUCAAAAUUCAACUAAAUUAAAUACAUUUCCUUGGGAUCGAAUUACAAAAAUAUCUUUCAAACGUCGAACAUUCUAUAUUCAACUUGUUAAAAGUCUUGUAAGUAUAGAUUUUAUAAAUAUAAAUUCAAUAAGUUAG